This is a messenger RNA of Penicillium longicatenatum, 1965 nucleotides long. RefSeq names its product S9 family peptidase. The record is from RefSeq and is a predicted model, not a curated record. Lineage: Eukaryota; Fungi; Ascomycota; Eurotiomycetes; Eurotiales; Aspergillaceae. The coding region runs from base 1 to 1965 and encodes 654 amino acids. The transcript is spliced from 3 exons. Gene Ontology annotation, biological process: proteolysis. Gene Ontology annotation, molecular function: serine-type endopeptidase activity.
AUGGCACCUCAGACCGUGCCCUACGGGCACUGGAUUAGCCCCCUCACCGCGGAACGUCUCGCUACAGAUAGUAUCACGCUCCACGAGGUAGCAGUUAAUGAAUCAACGGGAGCCAUCUACUCUAUUGAGUGUCACCCAACAGAAGACGGUCGCUAUGCAAUUGUCCAGCAUCUCAACGGGAAAAGCCAAGACGUGCUACCCAAAGACCUAAGCGCCCACGCAACAGUGCAAGAACUCGGUGGUGGCUCUAUCGACAUGCGACAUGAUGGACAGGUCCUAUUCGCAGACGAAGAAUCUCGUAAUGUCUACCUGCUGGAUUCGGCAUCGGGUGAAACUAAAAUUGUUCAUCCCGCUGUCGAGGGAAUCCGGUAUGCGGAUUUCCAUAGCCACCCCUUCAACCCAGAGUGGAUCCUUGCUAUCAAAGAGGAUCACAGAGAGGCUACACCCGAGACGCAGGCGACGCAUGUUCAUAAUACAUUGGUAGCCAUCAAUAUUGAACUGGGUACUGAGACGACGAUUGCUCAAGGUGAUGAUUUCUACUCGCACCCUAAAUUUGAUCCCACAGGCAAGUAUGUCUCGUGGAUUCAGUGGUCGCAUCCCGACAUGCCUUGGACCGGCACGGUGCUUUAUUAUGCGCAGUGGAAUAGUGGAUCUUUGGAGAAUGUUACCCGCAUCGCUGGUAAAGGACAAGAAGAAAGCAUUGUUCAGCCAAAGUGGAGUCCAGAUGGGCUAUUGUAUUUUGCGAGUGAUCGCACCGGCUUCUGGCAGCUUUACUCCUUUGAUGUGAAGAACCAGCAACAGACCGCGCUGCCAUUGAAGACAUUUGAGAAGGCCGAUUUCGGUGUUGAUGAAUGGGAACUUGGAAGCUCUACAUACAUUUUUCUUGAUGCGCAAACCAUAGUGGCAACGACUAUUACCCAUGCCACGGCAAAGCUGAUACUAAUUAACACAGCCACCUUAUCUGUUCAGGACCUUGAUCUGCCAUACGUGAACGUGUACGAAAUCCGUCGAGUAUCAUCAACUUCCUUCGUUGUGGUGGGCACUUCGACCACCUCUCCAGAGGAACUAGCAUUGAUUACUAUCACACCAACACUCAAAGCAGAAAGGACCAUUCUCACAUCAACGGCAACAUUCGAACUGCCUUCCGAAUAUGUCUCUGUCGCAAAAGAGCUCCAAGCCCCUCAAAAACACGGUCCAUUGACCGACGGCCACGUUCACAUGUUCUAUUUCCCGCCUUGCAACCCCGAAUUCAAGGCCGAUGGACUUCCUCCUCUAUUGGUGUAUGUCCACGGAGGUCCUAAUGGAUCUACAACCCCAGCCCUCGACUUGGAAAUCCAAUCUUGGACCACGCGCGGUUUCGCAGUGUGCGCCGUCAACUACACCGGCUCCACCGGUUUCGGACGAGAAUACCGAGAAAGACUCUCUGGAUACUGGGGUCUAGUCGAUGUCGCUGAUGCCGUCAGCGCGGUGGAAUACCUCGUGGGUGAGGGAUUAGUCGACAAAGCCCGCGUCGGAAUCUACGGUGGAAGUGCCGGUGGUUACUUGACACUGCGAGCACUGCAUAUGUACCCCGAUGUCUGGGCUGCAGGAAUCAGCUCUUAUGGAAUAAGCGAUGUGCGAGCUCUUCAAGCGGACUCGUACAAGUUUGAAAGUCAAGAUGUGGACCGGCUGCUGCUGAGCAAGACUGCGCCCCAAGAUAGAGAACUUGAGCUUACUAAACGCAGUCCGUGCAACUUUGCUGAUAAAAUUCAAGGGUCGUUGCUGCUCUUGCAAGGAACUAUUGAUAUGGUUGUUCCUGUUGCGCAGGCAAGAAUGAUGGCUGAUGCUAUGCGGGCUCAUGGACGGGUCGCGGAGGUUGUCGAAUUUGAGGGCGAGGGACAUGGAUGGGUUGGCCAGAAGGCUAUUUUGCAGUCGUUGACUCGAAAGGAAGAGUGGUGGAAGCGAUAUUUGACAACUACUGCCUAG